Molecule: messenger RNA, 1988 nt
Organism: Bufo gargarizans (Asiatic toad)
Lineage: Eukaryota; Metazoa; Chordata; Amphibia; Anura; Bufonidae
Gene: PLAG1
Product: PLAG1 zinc finger
Exons: 4
Coding region: 325-1815 (496 amino acids)
Biological process (GO): regulation of transcription by RNA polymerase II; cell fate commitment
Cellular component (GO): cytoplasm; nucleus
Molecular function (GO): DNA-binding transcription factor activity; RNA polymerase II cis-regulatory region sequence-specific DNA binding; histone deacetylase binding
Source: RefSeq, a predicted model, not a curated record
GGGGAAAGCAAACAAUUUCCAGGCCCGCAGCGUCCAGGCAAAAAUAUGGGAAAAAAAUUAUUAAAAAAUCGGAAAGGCACCUAAACCCCGGAAAUCGACCGCAGGAAGGAUGUUAAGGCUCCAGCGAUCUAAGAAAAUGGGAACUUCUACCGUCUGGUCUCCUCCAAGAAGUAAUAGCGGGACAGGUUAAGACCAGAAACCAGCUAAAUCCCCUUUUGAUUUUUUUCCGACCACAUGGAACUUGCGAAGCCACCAAAAACGCUGUCACUUAGUGGAGUUGGGCAGUUGCCAGUUGUCCAACAAGAAGGCCUGGUUUAGGCUGCGAUGGCCACUGUCAUUCCCGGUGAUUUGUCAGAAGUAAGAGAUACCCAGAAAGUCCCUUCAGGGAAGCGUAAGCGUGGUGAAACAAAACCAAGAAAAAACUUCCCUUGCCAACUGUGUGACAAGGCAUUUAACAGUGUUGAAAAAUUAAAAGUCCAUUCAUACACUCACACAGGAGAGAGGCCCUACAAGUGCACGCAGCAAGACUGCACCAAGGCCUUUGUUUCUAAAUACAAAUUAUUAAGGCAUAUGGCUACACAUUCUCCAGAGAAAACCCACAAGUGUAAUUAUUGCGAGAAAAUGUUUCACCGGAAAGAUCAUCUAAAGAAUCACCUUCAUACGCAUGAUCCCAAUAAAGAAGCAUUUAAGUGUGAUGAAUGUGGAAAGAACUACAAUACCAAGCUGGGGUUUAAACGUCACUUGGCCUUGCAUGCUGCUACAAGUGGAGACCUGACAUGUAAAGUAUGCUUGCAGACUUUUGAAAGCACAAUGGUGCUGCUAGAGCACCUAAAGACCCAUGCAGGCAAAUCUUCCAGUGGUGUUAAGGAGAAAAAACACCAAUGUGAGCAUUGUGAUCGUCGCUUUUACACCCGCAAAGACGUCCGCAGACACAUGGUAGUGCACACUGGGAGAAAAGACUUCCUUUGUCAGUAUUGUGCACAGAGGUUUGGACGCAAGGAUCAUCUAACCCGUCAUAUGAAGAAAAGUCACAAUCAAGAACUGCUGAAAGUGAAAACGGAACCUAUGGAUCUGUUGGAUCAUUUCACCUGCAGUGUUCCUAUUAAAGAUGAGCUGCUUCCCGUGAUGUCCUUAUCUUCAAAUGAGCUGACAUCAAAGCCAUUUACAAAUAGUUUGCAGUUGAACCUCUAUAACACACAAAUUCAGUCCAUGCAGAGUUCUGCAGCAACACACCAAAUGGUCGCUCCACCAUUGUCUUUGGGCAUGCCAUGCCCUAUAGAUAUGGAUUCUGUCCAUCCUUCUCACCAGCUUUCGCUGAAAUACCCACUCAAUUCUACCUCAUAUGCAGUUUCAAUGCCUGAUAAGGAACAACCAUUGAAAGUGGAGAUCGAAAGUUACCUUAUGGAAUUGCAAAGUGGAAUGACUCCCUCCUCCCAGGAGUCUCCUUCAUCUAAGUUAGGUCUGGAUCCUCAAGUAGGGCCAUUAGAUGACUGUGCUGAUGGAGUAUCCCUCUCUAAAAGUUCUGUUUCGAUUGGCGAACCUCUAAACGCAUCUUCAUUAGACUUUAACCAGCUGUUUAAUUUUAUACCAGCCAAUGGUCCACCGUACAGUACACCUGUAUCGGUUGGGAGUUUAGGGAUGGGCUACUCUCAAGAAGAGGCCAGUUCAUCGAUGGCCCAGCUCCCCCCACAAUCACAGGAUCCUCAAGACCCUAGCAAUAUGUGUUUUGGUUCUUUACACUCAUUAUCCGCUGCUUUUACAAGCAACCUCAAUACAACCACAACAUUGCCACGAUUUCAUCAAGCUUUCCAGUAGGAUUUAUUACAAUGGAUUGCCUUAGCUGUUUUUUUGGUUUUUUUUAAAUCUUAGUGCCAAUGAAAAGGCUUUUGGAACACCUGAUAGUCUAUUCAUUAACAAUCUCAUUAAGCCAGUACAUUGUUAGCUCUUCACAAGUGUCUUAAUUGUUUACUUGGGUAUUAGAUGCCUUA